Messenger RNA from Bacidia gigantensis, 1149 nucleotides. RefSeq lists its product as uncharacterized. Lineage: Eukaryota; Fungi; Ascomycota; Lecanoromycetes; Lecanorales; Ramalinaceae. The record is from RefSeq and is a predicted model, not a curated record. The transcript is spliced from 2 exons. The coding region runs from base 1 to 1149 and encodes 382 amino acids.
AUGUCAUCACCUCAAUCCCCGAUCAUUCAUGAUUCAAGCGGAAGUUCAGGGUCCCAGGACAUUGCACACGCCGAUUUGCGCCACACUGAGCUCGAUAAUUCAGGCAACUGGCAAUAUAAGAAGCUUGAUACCUCUAAGAGCGAGAUACGUCUCUUGAGACUGCCUUCUAAUUGUCAAAGUGGCGAAGCCCAGUCCUUCAAGUGUGUCAUAGAUCAUUUCUCGCUCGUAGGUCCUCCGGCCUACACUGCGCUCUCUUACCCGUGGGGCGACCAACAUGAUAAACUACCAAUAUUGAUCAACUACGACGUCGAUCAUACCGGCGAAUCGCUCGGCUAUUCUAAAACUCAUGUCUUACGCGUUGGACGCAAUCUUUACAACGCUCUCUCAAAUCUCGCCUAUCUUGGUUACGAGCGAGUCUGGGCAGAUGCUCUUUGUAUCAAUCAGCAGGAUGUUGAGGAACGCAGCCAACAGAUUUUGCGUAUGGACGCAAUCUACCGAAGUGCACGCGAUGUCGUGGUAUGCCUUCCGGACACGGGCCGCCUAGAGACACACACCCUUCCUCUCUUCAGUGAGAUGUGGGAGUACGAGAGCGCUAUUCGAUUACUGGAAAGAAGAAGCCUCACCGGCGAUAUUGAGUCCAGCCAAGAUCCAGAUGAACAUGUCAAAUUAUCGGAUCUGAUUGCUCGUUAUCGUGAACCGUGGAAGAAGAACUUGCGCGCAAUCUAUCAGUUUUUCACUCAUCAAUACUGGGCCCGUGUAUGGAUCCUUCAGGAACUGGCCUUUGGUGUGAAAGUUGACAUCGUUUGUGGUUCACAGCGAAUUCCUUUUGCUUGCGUGGAAAAGGCAAUUGACAUCGUUCAACGCCUUGCUUUCUUGAAAAAUGUCUCCGGCAUUCAGCAAGUCAACACAAUCAUUGAAAUCAGGGCCCAAGUCAGGAGCGCAGACCCUCUCCGGCUACUGGAUAUUCUUCAACGCUCGUACAAAUCGCAGUCGUCUAACAUGCUCGACCGUGUGUAUGGGGUUUAUGGCCUGCUGGUCGCCAAAUUGGUUCGCACCGAGUCUAUGGAGCGACGCUCGACGAAGACGACAUUUUUUGCGGCCUCAAUCAAUAGUCGGACCAUAUCAACAACGAUCUUUCAGCUGGAAUGA